Lineus longissimus is the source of this 2019-nucleotide messenger RNA. Its product is annotated as ubiquitin carboxyl-terminal hydrolase isozyme L5-like. The record is from RefSeq and is a predicted model, not a curated record. Lineage: Eukaryota; Metazoa; Nemertea; Pilidiophora; Heteronemertea; Lineidae. Gene Ontology annotation, biological process: ubiquitin-dependent protein catabolic process; protein deubiquitination. The transcript has 9 exons. Gene Ontology annotation, molecular function: cysteine-type deubiquitinase activity. Gene Ontology annotation, cellular component: cytoplasm. The coding region runs from base 97 to 1098 and encodes 333 amino acids.
CUUUAUCAUCUGAUGACAUAUUUGACCAUAUAUGAGACAAAUCGAAGAAUCAGUUGAUGCAUAAAACUAGAUUAUUGCAGAGAAACAGAGCCAAAAAUGGUUAACACACGCAACGUGGUCCUUCGAAUGUCAAUACGCAUGCGCACAACGUCAACAAGUAUGGCGUCCGCCGGCGACUGGUGUUUGAUUGAGAGCGAUCCAGGAGUAUUUACAGAACUAAUAAAAGGAUUUGGUGUGAAAGGUGUUCAAGUGGAGGAGCUGUGGAGUCUUGAUUUGGACAACCUGAAAAACCUAAAACCUGUCCACGGUUUGAUCUUCUUGUUCAAAUGGAAAGCAGACGAUGAGCCGCAGGGAUCGAUCGUACAGGACAGCCGUCUGGAAAAACUAUUUUUUGCGAAACAGGUGAUCAACAACGCGUGCGCAACACAGGCAAUCCUCAGUAUUUUGCUCAACUGUCAGCAUCCAGACAUCGAAAUAGGGAAAACGCUAUCGUCUUUUAAGGAUUUCACACAGUCAUUUGACCCUGCGACUAAAGGGUUAACAUUGAGUAAUUCUGACACAAUCAAAGAAGUUCAUAACAGUUUUUCAAGACAGCAGAUGUUUGAGUUCGAUCAGAAACAGUCGGGAAAAGAUGACGAUGUGUUCCACUUUAUCGGGUAUAUACCUAUUGACGGGCGGUUAUACGAGUUGGAUGGUCUGAAGGAUGGACCAGUCGACUUGGGUGCCAUUGGUGACAAAGACUGGUUAGAGUUGAUCAAGCCGAUUAUAGAACAGAGGAUUCAAAAAUAUAAUGUAGAUGAAAUUCACUUCAACCUGAUGGCGAUAGUGUCGGAUAGAAAGACAACGUACCAGAAACGCCUUGAUUUGCUUAGUAAACAAGUUCAGGAUAGCGGCAUGGAUACGAAUGAUGUCCAUGCGGAGGUGACGCAUCUCAAGAUGAUGAUUCUGGAGGAGGAAAAGAAAAUGCUCAGAUAUAAGACAGAGAAUGUCCGGCGGCGACAUAAUUAUCUUCCGUUCAUCAUGGAGCUACUAAAGAUACUGGCCAAGGAAGAGAAGUUGGUUCCUCUCGUUGAAAAGGUAAGUCCGAGCAUUGCAUAGAGAAGACAGAGGAAAAGAAGCAGAAGGAGGGGUCGACGGUGAAGUGAUUGUAAGAGAUGUAGCUGCUUCAUUGGUCUGAGUGAUAUUUGUACGAGCUGGGUAGUGUGCUAUAAGUCUGACUGUGUUCAGGGCCUAUUGUUCGACUCGGCAGCUGAUUAUCACUUCUAAAAGCUCUACCGUACGGUAACAACCGCGAGAAGUGUAAAAAAGCUCAGAUUUCAAAUAAAACAUCCCUACUUGCCGUUUUAAUUUAGCACCAUCACUGGGCAGAUUACCCUCAAGAAUAACCCUCAACAAUCCCUGAUUAUCACCCUGACUAAAAGGGGUGUUUAUUGCAGGUGGAAUUUAAGUUGUUUGAGACUAAUUGCAAAAAAAAUUGGUGACAAUCCAGUUCACUACUUUGGCUGGUAUGUCUAAUACUCAACGACGUAUGGGCCUAAGGCCACACCAAUUUAAUUGUUAGUUUAACGGAUGUUUUGUAAUGAAAAGGUGGAUGAUGAGGGCAGAAUGAAAAUAAAAAUAGAAUUUUUUUCUGUUGCUAUUUUGCUGGUGAACAUUCAACAGUCCUCAUGAAAACACCAUAUUAGGAAUUAUUAUAGUUUUGAAAAGCAGAAUUUAAGACAUCAUUUUCCUCCAAUUGCAGUUGCUUCAACAUAACAGUCUGUGUUAGUUGCAUUUUCUUGUUAUAUUCUGAUGGGAUCACCUCAUGCAAAAAUAAUUUUAUUUGAAGAAUGCACUUUGGGGCAUGAGGGAGGAUUAAAAAAAUUAUUGGUUUUCAGAUUUUUAUGCACGAGGGAAAUCCGUUAAACUAACUAUUUAAUUGGUGUGGCCUAAGGAGUAAAGACAGUACCAUUUCAAGCGAUGUUAUUGAUAUGAACGAUUUUGGUAAAUAAAUGUACAUUGUAUAGCGUAAGAAUUGUA